AUGAUUCCCGUCAAGCAAAACAACUGUCAGCAUGUGACCCCUAUUAUCCAGCUUCAUGUCUCCAACAUCCCCACGACCCCGGGCGACCUGGUCGAUUAUGGUGACUUCAAAGAGAAGUCUGCACACAUCAACUUUGCAGGCCAUACUGAGGACGCAGCUCUCUGUACCGUUCUCCACAAAACAGGCGAGGACAGUAAUGCUGUAUGGGACACUGCUUACGAUAACACACUCCCUGAGUUCUAG
Messenger RNA from Aspergillus piperis CBS 112811, 243 nucleotides. RefSeq lists its product as uncharacterized. The record is from RefSeq and is a predicted model, not a curated record. The transcript is spliced from 2 exons. The coding region runs from base 1 to 243 and encodes 80 amino acids. NCBI's taxonomy places the organism in Eukaryota, Fungi, Ascomycota, Eurotiomycetes, Eurotiales, Aspergillaceae.